Aspergillus tanneri is the source of this 1104-nucleotide messenger RNA. It is a transcript of the gene PRPF18, whose product is annotated as mRNA splicing protein PRP18. Gene Ontology annotation, biological process: RNA splicing; generation of catalytic spliceosome for second transesterification step. Bases 1 to 1104 code for a protein of 367 amino acids. Gene Ontology annotation, cellular component: U4/U6 x U5 tri-snRNP complex; U5 snRNP; U2-type post-spliceosomal complex. The record is from RefSeq and is a predicted model, not a curated record. The transcript is spliced from 2 exons. NCBI's taxonomy places the organism in Eukaryota, Fungi, Ascomycota, Eurotiomycetes, Eurotiales, Aspergillaceae.
AUGGAUUUCGCCGCGUUAAUGGCCAAGGAAAUCUCGAAGGCCAAAUCGCCUGGCCCAGCAUCCUCAGACCAGAAGGGACAGAAAGAUUCAUCAAACACCCAAGAAAAGAAGUACGUACGUCGAGGGGACCUCGAGGCCGCCCGUAUCUCUGCCUACCAAGAGGAACAGGAGCGCCUCCAACGAGAACGAGAGGAGCGUCAGGCGCAGAAGCGCAAGCUGGAAGAAGAGGAAGCUGAGCGACGACAGGAGCGCGAAGAGAAGAAGCGACGGUUAGCAGAGGAGUCGCGGAAGCGAAGAGAAGAGGAGGAAGCAUCCAGGGAGCGAGAGCGCAGGAAACGCCUCGGAUUACCUGAACUGCCGACAAGGGAAGAGAAAGAUGAUACAGAGGAGGGAGAAGAUAUUCCGGACGAAGAACUGGUGGAGAAGCUGCGCGAGCUCGACGAACCGACUCGUCUCUUUGGAGAGACACAUCGCGGUCGUCUACGUCGAUAUCAUCGACUCCUUCAACGAUCCGUUACGCCGCAACCGAAGCUAUCUGAUGGACCGAUUCCGACCACGCUGGAGCCCGUGCCUGAGGUGGAGAUGAAGAUCUCUACGACUGUACCUAAGGAUAUGGACGGUCGCAAGUACCUGUUUCGGCAAUUGGCGUCGUAUUUCAACAUGGUGCUUUCAGAAUGGGAGCUUGCUCUGGCAAAGCGUGACGUGACGGUCAAGCAGAGUCUCCAAGGGCGACAGGCCUACAACGCAAUGGUGCAGUCGAGGGAUAAUCUGAAGCCGCUAUUUCGGAAGUUUGAGAAGGUUAAUUUAGAUGAUGUUGUGCUCGAACACAUCGUGGAAAUUGUCCACGAGGCCCAGCUGCGGCGGUAUGUCGAUGCAAAUGAUGCCUAUCUCCGGCUGAGCAUUGGCAAAGCUGCAUGGCCCAUCGGUGUAACCAUGGUUGGUAUUCACGAACGUUCGGCGCGAGAAAAGCUGCACCAGGGCGAUCAGCAAGCCCAUAUCCUGAGUGACGAGAGUACUCGAAAGUAUCUACAGAGUAUCAAGCGAUGCCUGAGUUUUGCGCAAACCCGUUGGCCUCCUGAUGACCAGUUGCAAAUCAUGGGGUAG